Molecule: messenger RNA, 4011 nt
Organism: Neolamprologus brichardi
Lineage: Eukaryota; Metazoa; Chordata; Actinopteri; Cichliformes; Cichlidae
Source: RefSeq, a predicted model, not a curated record
AUGUGUUCAAUUCCCGGGCUUCCAGCACCAGGAACAGAAAUCUCUGUUCUCAUCACGAGGGUGAACCUGAAACCCGACUGUGGUCUUGUGGAAUUAUGGGUAAACAUGGAUGAUGAGAAGAAACACAUUUACGAGCAGAUGAGAGAGGAAAUUCAGGCUCCUCACAGGAAGUUUUCUGGAUUAGAAGGGAAACCAGGGGAUCUCUGUCUGGUCUGCAUCAGCGAAACAGCUACAAAGUUUUUGAUGUCUCUGCCUGGGAAGAAGUUUAAGGGACUCGUUCAAUAUGUACUGAUGCCGGAUAGGACAAUUCUCCUUGACAUACCAGUUGUUUCGAAGCACAUGUGCAAGUCUAGAGUUGCAAAGAAGAUCCCAGUGGAGGAAUUAAAAAAUUUUGUACUGAAAUGCCUAAAUUUGCCCAAUGAUGAGUCUUCUGAGGCCUUUGAUGUAACACAGGAACAGAGCCUGAAUGUUAGCAGCCAAUUUGCUAAACAUAACCAAUACUUUUACCCAGAGCUGCUUACUGACAUUUUGGAAACGGUUUAUGUGACUGAGGUAGUUGAUCCAGAAAAUGUUUUUUGCCAGCUUGUUAUUCUUUCAAAAGCAGUGAAGAUAUUGUCUGAACAGAUCCAUCAACACUAUGAAGAGAGCUCCAGUUUUGGAGAGGAACUUCCGCAGAGCUGUGGGGAUCCAUGUGCUGCUAAAGGGACAGAUGGCAGAUGGCACCGCUCAUUACUAAGGCAAAACAUUGAGAUCUGUGAUGGUGCUGUAAAAGUUUUUCAUGUGGAUGAAGGAAAAAAUGACUUGGUGCCUGUUGAAGACAUCAGGCCACUGGCUGGCAAAUUCCUGAGAAUGCCAGUUAUCACAUAUCGUUGUUCUGUAAAUGGAAUAAAAGAAAAUGGCAGAGAGUGGACUGCAGUGCAGACAGAUUUGUUGAAAUCACUCCUGCUGAACAAGACUGUGGUGGUGACAUUUGACCACUAUGAUGCAACUCAAGAUGUCUAUAAUGUUACACUCUAUGCAGCUAAUGCUACCUGUGUCAACAGUUCUUUUCUGGAGAAUGCAGACUUUAUUCCCCUCCCUAAGCUUGAGCAGGAUUUAAUUGUCCAGAAUGAAUCUCUUAACUCAUCCAUUCUCAGUUUACUUGAAGAUGAACAAUGCAUGAAUUUACAGAACACAGUCCAUGUCAUUCCUGGUGGUGUACCGGAGGGAACUGCGCCAAGCUCUAAAAACAAAAUGGUCAAUGGUGGACAAGAGUGUGCAUCUCCUUCUUGUAACGGUGACAUUUAUACGAAAGCAAGCUCUGAACCUGCAGUAGAUUGCAAUGGGAAUACUGCAUCAAGUUUCUGCUCUGAGUUGCAAAGUGCUUGUCAUGACAGUGCAUUCACUGUAGGAAGUAGUGUCACUGUAAAGGUGUCUUGCAUUGAAAGCCUACAGAAGUUCUGGUGUCAAAUAACAGAAAAUGAGGACUCCCUCAGAUGCCUUAUGCAAGAUCUGCAAAAUCACUAUUUAUCCGCCCGCUCUCAGCCACUUGUUCAGUCCAUCUGCGUUGCCCGUAAUCCAGAUGAUAACAUGUGGUACAGAGCAAGGAUCGUUGCUAAUAGCAAUUCACCUGUUGUAGACGUGAGAUUUAUAGACUAUGGUCAAAUUCAAAAGGUCCCUCUGCAAGAUGUGCACCCCAUUGAUCCAGCUUUCUUGCGGCUAAGUACUCAGGCUUUCCCAUGUUGCUUAUUCAGUCUGAAGAGUUCUACUUAUCCCGUUACCACUACUUGGAAUAGCGAUGCCUUAGCAGAGUUUCACAAGUUUGUGGAUUUAAGUGCGUCGACAGACAAUAGUUUGAAAUGCGUUGUAAAGGCAGUGGAAUCUGAUGAAGAAGGUCUGCUGCUUAAUAUGGUAGACAUUCAGACUGCAUCUGGUAGUGCACGCGAGCUUCUGGAUAAGAAAUGUGCACAGUCUGAGGCACAUCUGCAAUCUCCUCCACAAGUCACAUCUGAUGUGUACAAUUACUCCACAUAUAAUAUUGAGGUGGGUGGUAAAGAAAAUGUGUGGAUAACGUCUUCAGAGACUGUCAGUCACUUCUACUGCCAACUGGACAGGAAUGCCAAAUUGUUUGACAAAUUGAUGGAAAGUGUUGCACAACUCCUUAGCGAGCCACAGCGCUCAGAUCAGACUCUUGGACUCAACAGCUUGUGCUUUGCGAGGUACACUGAUAAUGAGUGGUACAGAGGUCAAGUAGUAGAAAUAACUCCAAAGCACAAAGUGCACUUUGUGGACUAUGGGGGUACUCUUGUAGUCAGUGAAACUGAUAUCUGUCCCUUUCCCACUGAAGCGAUCGCGGCCAGGUCAUUUCCAGCGCAGGCUAUUCCCCUCGGACUGUUUGAUGUCCCUGCAGAAUUUCCCCAGGAGGUCAACCAGUGGUUUGCAGAUCGUGCUGUUGGCCGUAGUUUCACCAUUUCCGUGGCAAAAGUGGAAAAUGGAAAGCUAAUUGUUGAACUGUAUGAUGGCUCAGUGAGUGUGAAUAUGAAAGUCAGAGAGAGGAUGGCUAAAACUAAACUAAACAAAAUAACUGAUGUCAAUCAGCAGACUGACCAGCACCACUUUAACAGCUUGAACAAAGGCUGUUCACCACAAGAAUCAGUAUUGGUGGAGACAGCAGGACAAAAUGGAGUCCAUGGUAACGAUAGGAUGUCUGCUGCAGAUGAUUUAAGGGGGAGUUCAAAAUCCACAGCUAAUGUCGCUUCACCACAGAUUGAGCAUGCAACGGUUUUGGAUGAAGGAACAAAACCGAUAAUGCAUGUCACUCUUGAAGACAAAACUGUGGCAGAGACUUCUGUUCAGAUUUGCCACAGUGACUCAGACACACAGCACUCCAAUUCUUGCCUUGAGAAAAACUUGACCAUCUGCAUGUACAAUUGGCCAAAUAUUUCUCAAAAACAGAUUGAGGACGUGUACGCUUCCUGCAUUGUUGGACCACAUUAUUUCUGGUGUCAGUACAACACUGAAGAUCUCAACAUGAUAUCAAAGCUUGCUCAGGAAACUGGGCAAAUUCAAGACGCAGUUUUUCCUGAGGUACUGGUGCCUGGAAGUCCAUGCCUUGCUCUCUUUUCCAGUGACAAGCAGUGGUACAGAGCUCAAGUAAUUCAAAAGACUAAUAGUACUCUCAAUGUUCUAUUUAUUGACUAUGGAAAUGAGUCUGAAGUUAGCGUUAAAGAUGUGAGGUCAAUACCCCAGCAUCUGCUGGAGAUUCCUCCUCAGGCAUUUCUUUGCUUUCUAGAUGGCUUUGAGUCUGAAGGCUCCUGGGACGAUGACGUGUAUGAUGACUUCUACAAUCUUGUGGCUGAUAAGCCGCUCAAAUUGACAGUCAUUAAUAAGGAAAAGUAUUCAGAGAUGGCGGUUCCUCAAUAUGCAGUGAAUAUUGAAUGUGUUAAGCUGUUCAUCAGUAGCUUAGUGCAGGAAAACAGGAAAUCACUGUCAGGAGAAAAUUCAGAGAACCAGAGAGAGGCACAGCAGAAACUGUUCCCUGAGACUCCUGGUCCAGGCAGUCCAUGCCUCGCUCUGUAUUCCGAUGACAACCAAUGGUACAGAGCCCAGGUUAUUGAGAAAGCUGACACUUCACUGCAUGUUGUGUUCAUUGACUAUGGAAAUGAGUCUCAAGUUGACAUCAGUAAUAUAAGAUCACUGCCUCAGACUCUGUUGGAGAAGGCUCCUCAGGCCUUUUUGUGCUGCUUAAAUGGAUUUAAGGAGUCUGAGGAGUCUUGGGAUGACACAGUUUAUGAUGACUUUUUCAACCUUGUGAUUAAUAAACCACUCAGACUGACAGUAAUCAGCAUCGGAGACCACUCGGACAUCACUGUUCCUCAGUAUCACGUUAAAAUUGAGUGUGAGGGAAUGAAUGUGAACAAACAAAUGCAGAAAUACUGGAAAGGAGAGGCCAGAGAUGGUGCCUUGGCAGAAAGUGUGGAAUCAGUAUACAAGAAUGAAACCAGUGCCAAGGACGAGAUUGACGAGGCUUAA